Molecule: messenger RNA, 1739 nt
Organism: Musa acuminata AAA Group (dessert banana)
Lineage: Eukaryota; Viridiplantae; Streptophyta; Magnoliopsida; Zingiberales; Musaceae
Product: extensin
Exons: 2
Coding region: 135-758 (207 amino acids)
Source: RefSeq, a predicted model, not a curated record
ACCUGGUGCGUUAGGUGCUUCACUUUUUCAUCAGAUUCCUGUUAUUCAUCCAUUUAAAGAGCCAUUUCAUCAAGCUCUCUUCUACAGAGUUGAGGAAGCAAGCCACACUCAUACAGCGAGAGAAACAGAGAGAGAUGGGUUGCUACCCUGUCGGCAAGAUGGUGUGCAAGGUACUCCGGAUGUGCAAAGGGUGGAAGAGGCAUGGAGUAGCCACAACAAUGGCGGACUCACCACCACCAACAUACUCUUACGCUGGAACCGAGGCGAAGCAUGUGACGUUCUUCAGUGGAAGCCCUGUCGAAGCAGUGCCACCAGAACCCCCAUUCUCAAAGCACAACCCUGAGGCCGUGAUCUCCCCGUCACCUCAAGCAGAGAUGGUCCAGCCCAAGGAACAGAUCCGAGUCCGGCUCGCUCCUGAACCGGACCGACCCGAUGAGAGCCGCACACCACCAGAUCAUCUCGACGCUUCACCCUACCCGACCCACAAAAGUUCCGCCCGUGUCCGGUUUGGUCCUGGACCGAGCCCUCGACCGAGCCAGCAUGAGCCGGUUCCCGCCCAUCCCGAGUCAGCUUACCGGUACGUAACGUCGCCGUUGCCGAGAUGGGAGGAGGGGGAGCGGCGGCGGGAGUACUUCGGCGGCGAGUACCAUUACUUUCCUACUCCUAUCCGUGAAGGCAUCUACCGCAUUGCCACCGACGAGAAUCGCCUCACCGCCAUAUUAAGCGAGGAGAACCCCAACGCUUGCAGCAUCGUUUGACUGCAAAGCAAAGUUGCGUAGCUUUGGCCACAAAUAUGCUCAUCCAAAGAUGCAAGGUGUUGAGUUCAAAUCUCGUUCUCUUCUUAUGGGCUGAGAGCAAAACUAUAAACAAUUAAUAGCCACCAUGAUCCUAUAGAUUAUUGUGAUGGGGGUUGGCAUAUAAAGAUUGGAAGCACCUGAAGCCAUAACAUCGCAAAGACUUCACAAAGCCGGCAGAGUGGCGAGAUAUAAUUACAACGAGCAAAGUGAGGAAGCCUAGCUUCUCCAUGUCCUUUCUUAUUUUGCUUCACGUACAAAAGGGAUAUCAACUAGCUAGAGGGAUGGAGGAGGGAUUGGACGGCGAGCAGAGCCAGCAACAGGAGAUGGAAGGGAGACAGAAGCAACGACCCAGAAGCGGAGGAUCCGUCGACGCGGCCAUCAAUCUGAGUAGAGCCGACGGCGAGCGGCAUGGCGUCCUGUGAGAGCGAGCAGGAGGUCGGAUCCGAGCUUCCGACGGCGUCAGCCGCCAUGAGGACGCGGAGAAUCGCGGUAGCGGACGGGAGGUAGAGCGUCCGGUUCCUGGAGAGGAGCCACGUCACUCCCAUCAGCUGGCAUUCCCUGCCAUGGGUGGCGGCCUCCUUCCUCUCCGAUCCGCUCGCCUCGCUGCCCUGCUGCUUUUUCGCCUUCAGCUGCCCAAAUCAGUACAGUGCUCAUCGAUGAACAAGCAGUAAAGUACAGAGAGACAACAGAGAAUGUAUGUAGAAGCUUAAUGCGUAGUCUUUUCUCAUGUAUACUGCCAGAUGGAGUGGUAACCAAAAGAGCCCCUCAGAGCUUGUCUUGCAGAUAACAUAAGCUGUAGACCUGUAGAGCUGCAGGGGAAAUUCUUAUGUGGACCACACUGUCGUCGCAGACAGAGACUACACUUCUCCAUUACUAACGCAUUACAUCAAACACUUGCGCUUUAGAAAAGGUCAAAAAAAUGUAGUCGUCAUGUUAAGCAGA